Messenger RNA from Drosophila ananassae, 3906 nucleotides. Its product is annotated as SEC14 domain and spectrin repeat-containing protein 1-B. The transcript has 10 exons. The record is from RefSeq and is a predicted model, not a curated record. Lineage: Eukaryota; Metazoa; Arthropoda; Insecta; Diptera; Drosophilidae. Bases 223 to 3357 code for a protein of 1044 amino acids.
GCUCGGGCUUACGGCUUUCAGUCGAACGAGAGAUCUGUUUUCGGGCGGACGGGGCGGAUGAGAGAUAUCGCAGGUCGGUCGGUGCGGGCUAUUCAGGUGCCCGGAACGGAGUGAUAAGGAUUCGAAGCCCCAAACAGAAAUGCGCCGUGACAAGAGCUUCAAUUAGCAUUCAAAGAGCCCCAUCAUCGCGAUCCCACCAUUAAUCGCAGUAAUCCCCGUCCGAUGGAGGAGGACGUGCUGAACGCCCUGCAGACGCGCUGCGCCUACUUGUCCGGCGGAUUCGACCGCCAGAAGCGCAUCAUCUUCGUGGUCAACGUCUUCAACGACUUUCAGCUAUGGAACCGCCACUAUCUGCAGGUGACUCUGGACUAUCUCAAGCGAUCGCUCAGCGCCUCGGUUCUGCAGAACGGCGUGAGUGUCGUGGUCAAUGCCCAGGAGAGUAGUUCGCGGAUCUCGAGGCAGCAGGUGCGCCAGAUAUACGCGCUCUUUGGAGGCGACAUCAGCGUGGAUUUGUAUCUAGUCAGGGCGGAGGGCUUUUGGGAGAAGCAUGUGGAGCCGUGCGCCAAGUCCCAGACCAAGGGAGAGCCCCUGGUGCUGUCCAGAUCCCGCCUGGGCAAGUACAUUGAGCCGCACAACCUGCCCGAGGAGCUCGGCGGCUCCUUGCAGUUCAACUACGAUCUGUGGCUGCAGCAGCGCAAGUCCAUCGACGAGUUCACCAAGGCGCAUGCCAAGACUCUGGGAUCGAUGGAGAAACUGCUGGCUCUUCUCCGGGCGAACAAGUCGCUCCGGCCGGCAGAAGCGGAUGUGGAGCUGAAGAAGUGCGCCCAGCUGCACACCGCCGUCCAAAACGGCAUAGAAUCGGCCAUCGACAUGGGUAACGCGAUCUUGGCCCGUUUCAACGAGGUCUACGAAACGCAUUCGACGCCGCCACAAGCCGCCGCACCUGUCUCGGAGGCACCCUCCCCGCCGGGCACUGCACUGGCCCUCCUGCAGAAGCCCCCGCUGCCGCCGGACCUGGCCUGCGAGCGGGCCCGCAUCGAAUUGCGGUUGAACGAGAUCGAGAAAAAGCAGACUGCCAUUCGCACGGCCUGGCUGGAGCUCCUGCGAUCGCUGAGGGAGGCCCGCGAGUUGGCCACCUUGGAGGAGGGCGUGGCCUUCGUCACCAACUGGAUUCUCCAGCAGGCGGAGCAGCUGCUGAGCCGCCAGCGCAGCGUGGGUCGGGACGUGCGGGGCUGCGAAGCUCUGCGAUCCGCCCACGACCAGCUGGAGAUGGAGUGCCGGGAGACCUACGGCUGCUACGCGGAGCUGCUCUACAAGAUUGAGCGGUUUGUGGGGGAGCGGGAGACGUCGCCCAAGGAGCUGGAGUCCUGCCAGGACCUGCUGUCGCAGCGGGACUUUAUGCAAUUCGUGUGCCGCUCCUUUGCCAAGAGGCUGGAGCGGCGCAGGAACGUCCUGAUGACCGCCUUGCGAUUCCACCGCCUCCUGGAGCAGUUCGAGGAGCUCUUGGCCCAGGGGAGGCACGUCGUGGAGGUGGACAGCCGAGCGCUGGACUGGCCCGAAGCGGACAACCUGCUCACGCAGCUAAAAACCAAUCAGCAAUUGUUGGGCAACGUCGAACGCGAACUUCUGCGCGAAGGUGAAAAACUGAGCGACAUGCUCGCGAUGCCGGUGAAAGAUGCCCUGGGCCGUGACCUCCAGCUGGACUACAGCCAAGACAUCGCCCAGCUGCGCCGGCAGAUCGAGGCGAGCCGCCAGCGGCGUCAGCUGUGCGGCCAGCAGAUGGCUCUGCAGCGGCUCACCUUGGAGCAGGUGACCCACAUACACGCCUAUGAGGAGGACGUGCGGCGGGCUCGGGACUGGCUGCAGGAGCUGUACGCUGUCUUGCUGCGCUGCCACUCCCAUGUCGGCUGCAACAUCCACGAGAUCCAGCUGCAGAAGGACGAGCUGCAGGGGUUCGAGGAAACCGGACGGAGCAUAUACCACUAUGGCUGCCAACUGUUGGAGGCCUCCCAGACCUUGCGACUCUGCUGCAAGUCCGAUCCUUCCCAGACUUCUAUUAGCGAGCAGUUGCAAUUCACUUGGCACAGCCUGCAGUCGAUUGCCCAGGAGCAGAUGACCCGGCUGCGGGUGUCGGCGGUGUUCCAUCGCAGUGUGGAGGCGUACUACCGCCAGUUGCGCGAUCUGCGUCCACUGCUCACCCAGGAGCUGUCCGCCCAACUGCAGCAGCAACAGCGGCAGCAGCACAACCGCAGCAGCAGCGGAAUCAGCAGCGAUGCUGAGGGGGAAACUGAGUCGGAACUGUCGCCCCUGGGGGAGGUGCCCCCGCGACUUCAGCGCCACUUGUUGGCCAGGGAGCAGCUGCUGGUGGAGGUGGGUCGGAUGGUGCGGCUGGGCAGACUUCUCAAGAAGCGGCUGAAGGAACCCUUUGUCUUGGACGCCCUGACGGGCAAGAGUAUCGUAGCUGACGAACUGCCCCUGGACUGCAGCCCGAGUCCCUUGCACGACAGCGGACGGACCAGCAGUGAGCCCGGCAGCGAUGGUUUUCCUGGAGAUCCCCAAAGGAACACUGUCCAGGUGACUCCCACGGGAGGCAACGAACUGGCCUGCGCCGCCAUAUCGCACAAGCUGGGUGCCAUCGCCGAAGUGGCCGAGUCCCUGGACGCAGUCAUCCGCGAUGUCCAGCUGCACGAGGAGAACACCGUCAAUCCCGGAAACACUGGACAUGCUAUCAAGAAACUCGGAAGCAUUGAGGACUGGCACUCCCGCUCCACAGAAGACGAAUCUUUCGCCACCGCCUCCGAGGGCAACUUUACGCCAAAUUCGCACUCGUCCUCCUUCCAGACUGCCUCCGGACGCACUAGCUCAUACAUCGGCUCGGCGAAGAAUUCCUUCGACGAGGCCGACGAUUCCACACUGAGCACCUUCGAGAUACCCGAACUGCCAACCUCUCCGGUCAACUUUUCGUUCGACAGCUCGGACCUGAGCUACUUCUCGGCCCAUCAGCCGCAGACUAUGAGAAGCGAGGACCAGGACAGCGUGGCCGGAGUGGCGGACUUGCACAGCCAGAGCGCCACUCCCACCCCCGACGAGGAGACGCAGCACCUGCUGCUGCCACUCCCGCUGCCCCAAGCCAUCGAGUCGGACAGCGAGGUGGAGGGCUUCAACUUGGCCACGGGGGUCACGACGGAGAUAACCCCCAGGAUGUCGAAUGCCCACACGCCAGAGGUGAGCUGUCAGCCCGCAGACUACUCCGCUCCAGCUUCCACUAAUCCGAACGAGCCAAAGCCGCCGACAUCCUGGCGGCGCAGCAAGUACUACGAGAACAUAACGAAACAAACGAUCAAGGGAUUCCUCUGAUCGGAUCAGAGGAGAUCCGAACCACCUGUCCCACCUCGAAAAUUGAGAGAAGAAAAACGAUUUCCCGCCCAACUAACCCGCGCCAUUUGCUUUGCUGCCGAUGCCCGACGUUCUUGCCAUUAAUUAGCAGAAAAAUUUGUUGGCAUAUUAUUUUAAAUUUCCCAAAAACUUAUUUUGGCCCAUGAGCCAAGAGUUCUGGCCUUUCUUUGUUUCGUUUUUUAGAUUGGACCAAAUAUAAUGUUUCAUUUUAGUUUUGGUUGCAAAUUAUACUAAUUUUCCUAGCCUCUUAGCACCUUAUUGUUUGUACGCUGCUUAUUCCGUAUUGUAUUGCAUGGAAUGCUAGUUCUUAACUUAUUUAUUUCGAUAGUUGAAUAUAGGCUAAGAUCCGCAAUAUUAGAGAAUUCCCAACGCCCAAAAUUGACUGGAGAAUCAGGCCAAGACACUCGCCACAGCCAAUCGAAAUUUCUGCCAUUUAUAUUACUUGAAUUAUUUAUUAAAAUAUUAUUCCCCAUACAGUCACAAAAUAUAUAGUGCAAUUAAUCACCCAAA